AUGCCGAUAAAGUCUCCCUUUGAGUCCUCCAUCGCAAAGCCUGGUCAUGGCAAGGUGGUUCUCUCCCUCCUCCCUCCAUCAAAUCCUUCCCUUACGACCCUCACCUAUAAAUAUCCUCUCAAACUCCUCACUCGGGUCCCCGGCUUCGUUCCGCAGAACUCCGCCCUCUCAAAAUGUCCUUCCAACCCCGUUCACCUCUACCUUCUCACAUACGGCGGAGGCCUGCUACCAGGCGACCACAUCUCUGUCUCCAUUACCCUCGAAGCUCACACCCGCAUGGUCGUGACAACACCACAAGGGAGCACCAAGAUUUUCAAAACUGAGCCCACCAGCAUGAAGGGCCACCGCAGCACUCUCAAACACUCCCUCUCCGACAAAAGUCGGCAAACAUUAGAUGUGCACGUCGGCGAGGGUGCUGCCCUCUGCUAUCUGCCAGACCCAGCUGUACCAUACAAAGACAGCCGCUACGAACAAGUCCAGACGUUCACCGUCGACGGUCUGAACAAGAGCAGUCUCUGCAUUCUCGACUGGGUAACAGAGGGCCGGACGUCCCGUGGUGAGAGCUGGGACUUCCAUCUAUGGCGAGGCAAGAACGAGGUAUGGACUACCACAACAGACGGGAAGGGAGCACUACCAAAGAAGAAGCUGCUGCUCCGAGACUCGCUCAUUCUCGAUGACGAGGUUGACGUGGCCCUUCUUGCCAACGGAGCGGGCGCAUGCGACCGUAGUGAUUUGUUACGGGAGCGUACCCGACCGCAUGGGGUCGUGGGGACUUUGAUUCUCUACGGGCCGGUCUUUGAGAAGCUUGCGUCUUUCAUCAUGGACCGGUUUACCUCGCUGCCGAGGAUUGGCGCACGGAAUUGGGCCUCCUCGGCGCCGGCCGCCAUGGAGUCCACGCCCAACUAUGAUUCUCAGGUGACAUUUACGGCAGCACGGGUGCGUGCCGGGUUUGUGCUGGUGAAAUUUGGCGCGAAGGAAUUUGCAACGGCCAAGGAUUGGCUGGGUGGGAUUCUGCGCGAGGAGGGCACGGUGUUACGCGAGUUCGGCGAGGAGGCGUUGUUUUGUAUGUGA
Aspergillus niger is the source of this 1071-nucleotide messenger RNA. RefSeq lists its product as uncharacterized. Bases 1 to 1071 code for a protein of 356 amino acids. Gene Ontology annotation, molecular function: nickel cation binding. The transcript has a single exon. Lineage: Eukaryota; Fungi; Ascomycota; Eurotiomycetes; Eurotiales; Aspergillaceae. The record is from RefSeq and is a predicted model, not a curated record.